AUGACGCAAGUAUCUGACGCAGUGAACCCUGGCCUGUCCUCCGCUCCACCUCUGCCCAUUCACAUGUCUGUGAGCGAGCUCCACUCGGCUCUACUCACGGCCCCACUGCCUAAUCGCCUUAACACCGUCAGGGGGGCGGGGCGAAGCCUGACCGACACUUUCCACCUCUCCCCACCCACUCUCACUUACGCUCAUUCCCAGGACUCUACUCUGCACACACUUUGGAACCCUCCAUGGGCUGCUGCACGUAUGGCCGCCCCGCUGAGCAGCCUUCACGCGGCCUUGGUUGUUCUCUCCGUGGCCCACCUCUCCGCAGCUCUGAAGUGCGUGUGCCAGCUCUGUGCCAACCACACCUGUGAGACGUCUGCAGAUGGAGCCUGUUGGAACUCCGUCAUGUUGAUCGACGGGAAGGAGGAGGCGGUCAAGUCCUGUCUGAGUCCGGCUGAGAUGAGAGGCCAAGUCUUCUGCUACGGCUCCAGGAAUGUAUCAAAGAGAAACUGCUGCUUUACCGACUUUUGCAACAAUGAGACGCUACAUUUGCACAUAGAGCGUCCUCCAGAAGAGGGGGGCUGGGGCCGGCUGCACUGGGUGGUCCUGGUGCUGCUUCUCUCUGGUGCCCUGUGUGUGGUCCUGGUGCUGCUGCUGGUGUGCGUGCUGCAGGGCCACAGGUGCACGUACAGCCGCGCUCACAAACAGGACCCUGAGGAGCCCCUGGACGACCAGACUCUGCUGUCCCCUGACAAGUGUCUGCAAGAGCUCAUUUACGACAUGAGCACCUCUGGGUCUGGCUCAGGUCUCCCGCUGUUGGUGCAGAGAACCAUCGCACGCACCAUCGUCCUGCAGGAGAAUAUCGGGAAGGGCCGUUUCGGAGAGGUGUGGAGGGGCAAGUGGAGGGGGGAGGAUGUGGCUGUGAAGAUCUUCUCCUCCAGAGACGAGCGUUCUUGGUUCAGAGAGGCCGAGAUCUACCAGACUGUGAUGCUCCGACACGACCACAUCCUGGGCUUCAUCGCUGCUGACAACAAAGACAACGGCUCGUGGACGCAGCUGUGGCUGGUGUCCGAGUACCACGAGCACGGCUCCCUGUACGACUACCUGAACAGAUCCACGGUGUCCGAGGAGGGCAUGAUCCUCCUGGCCCUGUCCAUGGCCAGUGGCCUGGCUCAUCUGCACAUGGAAAUCAUAGGCACACAGGGGAAACCAGCCAUCGCACACAGAGACCUCAAGUCCAAAAAUGUCCUUGUGAAGAAAAAUGGCACUGCGGUGAUUGCCGACCUGGGUUUGGCUGUGAAGCAUGACUCUAGCAGCAACUCCAUAGACAUCCCAACCAAUCACAGAGUCGGAACCAAAAGGUACAUGGCCCCCGAAGUCCUGGACGAGACGAUCAAUUCCACAAACUUCGAGUCGUUUAAACGCGCGGACAUGUAUUCUCUGGGGCUGCUGUUCUGGGAGCUGGCUCGGCGAUGCUCGGCCAGAGGAUUUCAGGAGGAUUUCCAGUUGCCUUUUCACGACAUGGUGCCUUCAGAUCCAUCCGUAGAGGACAUGAGAAAAGUGGUGUGCGAGCAGAAGUUCAGACCCAACGUUCCAAACCAGUGGCAGAGCUGUGAGGCGCUGCGGGUGAUGGGGAAAUUGAUGAGAGAAUGCUGGUACGCCAACCCUGCCGCGCGUCUGACCGCUCUGAGGGUCAAGAAGACAGUCUCCCAGCUCUCCAUCAACAGCGACGUCAAACUCGUGUAG
Molecule: messenger RNA, 1734 nt
Organism: Knipowitschia caucasica
Lineage: Eukaryota; Metazoa; Chordata; Actinopteri; Gobiiformes; Gobiidae
Source: the annotation of a GenBank genome assembly